AUGAAUGAAGAACUAUUGAUAUCACUAGUCCAAAAAUAUCCAGAAUCGUUUAAUCAUGAAGAUCCACAUUAUCACGAUGACCAGCGUCGGAUGAACAUAUGGGAAGAAAUUGGGAGAAUAAUGAAUGAAACUCCACUAGCGUGUAAGGAGAAGUGGAAAAAGAUUCGAGAAAACUACAGAAAGGCAAUAAAUCUAAGAAAAACUAAAAGUGGUCAAGGUGCGAAAAAUUUUAAGCUGGUUAGGAGGUUUUGGCUGUCACACUUGGAAAAAAAAUAUUCUCAUGACCGGCAAGAAGAGAAAGAUCCCACUGUAGAGUUUUUUACAAACAUGGGCCAAACUGUUAAGACCUUUCCACCACAUUUGCGAGUGCGUGUAAAGAGAGCAGUUUUUAAUAUUGUUAGUGAAGCCGAAGAAGAGAUGAUUCCCAGAGAUGCUUAA
This is a messenger RNA of Parnassius apollo (apollo), 438 nucleotides long. Lineage: Eukaryota; Metazoa; Arthropoda; Insecta; Lepidoptera; Papilionidae. The record is from the annotation of a GenBank genome assembly.